Molecule: messenger RNA, 1802 nt
Organism: Eucalyptus grandis
Lineage: Eukaryota; Viridiplantae; Streptophyta; Magnoliopsida; Myrtales; Myrtaceae
Product: D-3-phosphoglycerate dehydrogenase 3, chloroplastic
Exons: 5
Coding region: 1-1785 (594 amino acids)
Cellular component (GO): chloroplast stroma
Molecular function (GO): NAD binding; phosphoglycerate dehydrogenase activity
Source: RefSeq, a predicted model, not a curated record
AUGGCGGCGACCAAUAUGAUUCCGGUCGAGCUCACGAAAAGCUCUCUCCCUCUCGCAGCUUCUCGUCCCUCCUCCUCCUAUCACCGCCGGAGCCUGCUCCCCGCGAGGCCCUGCGUGGCGUCAAGAACUGCUGGUGACCGAGGCGGGAAUCUCACUGUUCUUGUGGCGGAGGAGUUUGGACAAGCGGGCCUCGAGCUCCUCCGGAGACACGUUGACAUCGUCGACUACUCCAUUGAUCUCGAUCCCGGGGAGCUCGGCCAGAGAGCCGCGCUCUGCGAGGCCCUGAUCGUGAGCAGCGAGACGAAGGUGGGCGAGGAAGUCUUCCAGUUGUCCCGCGGGAGGUUGAAGGUUGUCGGAAUCGCUGGGUUCGGCGUAGACAAUGUGGAUUUGGUGGCAGCAAACGAGAGCCGGUGCCUGGUGGUGAACGCGCCGAACGCGAGUACAGCGGCAGUGGCCGAGCAUGCCAUCGCCCUCUUGACGGCCAUGGCAAGGAACAUCGCUCGAGCAACCAUUUCCGUCAAAUUUGGUAAUUGGCAAAGAAGGAAAUAUAUGGGCAAAUGCCUUUCGGGGAAGACCUUGGCUGUGAUGGGCUUUGGAGAGGUUGGAUCUGAAGUUGCUCGCCGUGCCAAAGGUCUCGGAAUGCAUGUUAUUGCAUACGAUCCAUAUGCCUCUGAGUAUCUUGCCCUUGCAAUAGGCGUAGAGCUGGUUAGCUUCGAUAAGGCCAUAGCAAUAGCUGAUUUCAUCUCUUUACACAUGCAUCUUACUCCUGCUACAAGAAAGAUGCUCAAUGAUGAGACCUUUGCUAAGAUGAAAAGAGGAGUUCAAAUCCUCAAUGUUGCCCACGAAGGAUUAAUUGAUGAAGACUCUCUGGUGAGGGCACUUGAUGCAGGAGUGGUGUCUCAGGCAGCACUCGAUGUACUUUUGGAGGAGCCUCUGGCAAGAUCCAGCAAGUUGAUUCACCAUGAGAAUGUUAUUGUAACCCCUAACCUUGGAGCAAGCACUUUUGAAGCUCAGGAAGAAGUAGGGAUUGAAAUUGCAGAAGCAGUUAUUAAAGCUUUAAAAGGAAACCUUCCUGCUACUGUAGUCAAUGAACCAUUGGUUGCUCUGGAGGUUCUUGCAGAGUUGAAACCAUUUCUUGAUCUUGAGAACAAGUUAGGGAGAUUCAUCGUUAAAUUAAUAGCAGGAAGAGGUGGCCUGAAGACAGUAAAAGUUACGUAUGCUUCUGCUAGAGAACCUGAUCAACUUGACACCAAACUGCUCCGCACAAGGAUAAUCAAGGGCCUGAUCGAACCUAUAUCCUGUGUUAUUGUCAACUGGGUAAAUGGAGAUUCCGUUGCUAAGCAAAGAGGACUAAGAAUCACUGAAGAACGAAUGGCUUUGCAUGGCUCACCAGAGUACCCUCUUGAGUAUAUCCAGGUUCAGAUUGCCAACGCAGAAUCCACAUUCGCCAGUGCCUUAGCAAAGUCCGGGGAGAUUGAAGUAGAGGGACGGGUAAGAGAUGGAGUUUCGUAUUUGACAAAAAUAGGGAGUCUCGAAGUAAAUGUCCAGUUAGAAGGAAGCAUAUUGCUUUGCAUAGUAGUCGACCAACCAGGUUUGAUUGGGAAGAUCGGAAGCAUUUUGGGAGAGGCGAAUGUGAACAUCAGUUCCAUGAAGGCUGACAAAAUGGCUCUUCGUACGCGGUUGAUGAUGAUCUCGAUCACGGUGGACCAACAACCCAAUGAGGAAACUCUGAAGAAGGUCAGGGAUGUUCCUGCCGUUCAGGAACUCGUUUUCUUGAUGUUAUGAUGUGCUGAUAGUCAUAA